AUGAGUUUAAAACCUUUUACCUACCCAUUUCCAGAGACGAGGUUUCUUCACGCAGGACCCAACGUGUACAAAUUCAAAAUCAGAUAUGGCAACAGCAUCAGAGGAGAAGAGAUAGAAAAUAAGGACGUCAUCAUCCAGGAGCUGGAGCUUCUAACUGAGAAGAGAGCAGCAGGAGCCUCCAUGAGGAAACGAGGACUUGUGGAAGAGCCAAGCUCCCCCAGCAGGACAGGGCUGCACAGGGCCAAGAUAGGGACUUCUAGUCAAGAAAGCAGCAAAAAGAAGCUCCAUAUGGAAACCAGGAAGAACAAGGAAAGAAAACCCCAGCAGGAAUGGCAGGCGAACCUAGAUUCUGAUACCGCUGAUGCCCAGGAACAGGGUUCUAAAAAGGAACAGAGUCUGCCAGGGCCAGUUGUCCCACCAUUACAGCAAAACAACCCACCUCCACCUAAAGAGCUAGGAACCAGUGGCUUCUUUGGGUUUCUAAGCACUGUCUUCCCAUUUCGAUAUUUCUUCAGAAAGAACAGCCAGUGA
Molecule: messenger RNA, 531 nt
Organism: Marmota flaviventris (yellow-bellied marmot)
Lineage: Eukaryota; Metazoa; Chordata; Mammalia; Rodentia; Sciuridae
Gene: Majin
Product: membrane anchored junction protein
Biological process (GO): meiotic attachment of telomere to nuclear envelope; homologous chromosome pairing at meiosis
Cellular component (GO): nuclear inner membrane
Molecular function (GO): DNA binding
Source: RefSeq, a predicted model, not a curated record